Molecule: messenger RNA, 374 nt
Organism: Clonostachys solani
Lineage: Eukaryota; Fungi; Ascomycota; Sordariomycetes; Hypocreales; Bionectriaceae
Source: the annotation of a GenBank genome assembly
CUCCAGUGGAGCCUGAAGGAAUCACUUGCUUAAACCAGCAUUUCCUCACCAGCUUCAUAUUGUCCAGUGGCGUGGUAGGCUUGAAGAUGGCAGGUGGCAGCAUUCCUACUCUCCAUUCUCUGGAGAAGCCAGAAAACUUCAAGGAUGUCCUUCGACGGGAUCAAGGCGACGACUGUUUGCCUUGCAGGCUCAUAGGAAGCGGAGCUUUCUUUGGUCUAGCAGGCUACAGCUAUUUUUCAGGCAUGUCACAGCUCCAAAAGCAACAGGCUCAAAUCCUCCAGAGCAAGUCGAUAUUUGGGAUGCGCAGCCGCAAGGCCGGCAUUGCCUCUAUUUCCUUUGGCCUGGCUUGGAUGGGACUAUGGAGACUCAUGAAC